Musca domestica (house fly) is the source of this 725-nucleotide messenger RNA. Its product is annotated as DNA replication inhibitor plutonium. Lineage: Eukaryota; Metazoa; Arthropoda; Insecta; Diptera; Muscidae. The record is from RefSeq and is a predicted model, not a curated record. Bases 133 to 639 code for a protein of 168 amino acids. The transcript has 4 exons. Gene Ontology annotation, molecular function: protein binding.
GAUGUUUUUGCUGAGUUCUCUCUCUCUCCCUUUCGUUCGAGAGACCAGUAACACUUUAAUUUCACUCUCCUCAAAUCUGUUUACCGCUAAUCGUAAAUAAUUUCGUUUUGAUUAAGUGAAAAUAUUCCUAGUAUGUCCAAAAUAAAUGCUCUUACAUGUGUUCAACAAAAUGACAUCUGUUCGCUACGCAUUGUCUGCACCAUGGCUGGUGAUAAUAAAAAACACGAACUGGAGGAGGUGGAUUGUUAUGGCAAUACGGCCCUAUUAAAGGCAUGUUACCUGGGCAAACUGGAGGCUGCCAUAACCCUUUUGCAAUUUGGCGCCAAUGUCAGAGCUGUUAACCACUAUGGACAAAACGCUCUGACCUUGGCCACAUGUUCGGGUAAUAUGGAUUUAAUACGUGAAUUGUUGCGCUAUUGUUCGUACAAAGAAUUUAAUAAUAGCACCCUGACACCGGCAUUGUGUGUGGCCACAAUGCGGCAGAAUUGGUCGCUGGUUAAAUUCUAUAAAGAUUUAGAUAAUCACAAUAGUGAAGAUAUACAGACGGCCCACGGUUUGAAUUGUGAGGAUCUCAUGUCGUUCUUUAAUCUACGUAAACCUGUGGACUCAACAAAACCAUUUAAAACCAUACAUGUGUAGGAGAUUUUUGUGUGUUUUUCUUUCUUUGUUGAUUGGGUGUAUUGUGUUUUGGGUUAGUUUAAAUAAAUGUUAUUUUUUGUAAUGUA